AUGUGGCUGUGGGCACUGCUCCCCAUCUGCCUGGCAGUCUUUGGCACUGUGGGCAUUUGGACUGUAUUUGCUGUAGCUGUAACAAAUGGAUCAGUCAACCUCACAGAAGGAGUCCCUUACAUCAGUCAGUGUGGCUCUUACAUCCCUCAGAGCUGUUUCUUCUCCCAGAUCUGCAACAUCUGCUCCUUUUUAGCCCUGUGUAUUGUGCUGAUCAGUUUCCAGCAUGUUAGGGAAUUUGGUAACCACGGAAAGGCCAACACAGCCAGCAUUGUUUUGGGAUCCAUCUCCUCUGUAGGAAUCUCCAUCGUUGGCAACUUCCAGCAAUCAGUUUUAGAGAGUAUUCACCUUCUGGGAGCGUUCCUGUCUUUCUUCCUUGGCCUGGCCUACUUCUGGGUCCAGCUGUUUCUAACCUACAGAGCUCCGCUGUCUCAGGACCGAUGCUGGGUCGGUCCUGCCAGGGCCACCUGCUGCACCCUCUGCACCAUCCUUCUCAUCGUUAUGACCGUUCUCACCGAGACAGGCUUUCCCUCUGGGGCUGCUGUGUGUGAAUGGGCCUUGGUCAUGUUGUUCUUCGGCCUGUUUGGCCUUUUUGCGGCUGAGUUCAGACACAUCACCUGCCACCUCACUGUACGGACACAAGCUAUUGGGAAUGACUGCAGCCCCGCUUCAAUAGAAAUCAAUGGUCAUGUCCCAAAUGCACAUAGCUGAAAACACUUGGACUGUACCUACAGUUGUCGUUUUGUCUUUUUAGGGCCGUUACAGAGUCAACGCAUCGGUACGCAUACGUGUCCGCAAGGCUACGCAUCGCUACGCUUCGGCCACCAUUAUGCGUGGAUGCG
Molecule: messenger RNA, 839 nt
Organism: Perca flavescens (yellow perch)
Lineage: Eukaryota; Metazoa; Chordata; Actinopteri; Perciformes; Percidae
Gene: tmem150b
Product: transmembrane protein 150B
Exons: 6
Coding region: 1-708 (235 amino acids)
Cellular component (GO): plasma membrane
Source: RefSeq, a predicted model, not a curated record